UUAGAAAAAAACAAUCCCUCCAAUACCCAGACCACCAAAUUAUUCUUUCAUGUACUCUGAUUUCUCAUCCUUAUUAUAUGUGGUCUUUUAUUCAGGGCCUUAAAUUGGAAAAAAUUGGACUAACUGAUAUCAUACAGUUAGCCUAACUGAUGGACAGUAUAUUCCCCAGAAAUACAAAAGAUAGUUUCAAAGGGCUGUUAACCAUUCAAAUUACCCAGGAGGAUCCCUGUCCUGGAGGCAACUGUGGGAGGAGGGGCUGGGCCUACCAGGUGAGAGCAGGAGGGGAUGAGCGGGGCAGGGGAGCUGGGAGAUAUGGGGAGUGGGGACAGAUCUGUCAGUGUUCUCUCAGGAGCCCAGUUCUUUGCCUUCAUCAGCUGCUUUUCCUCCUUCAACUGCUUCAUUAACUUGAGUAGAAGUCUUGGGUCAGCUUUCAGGUUAGUUGUUGGCUGGUGUUUUCCCUGGGGAAAGCUGGGAGACUGGCUAGAAUCACUCCCAUUAGCAGUUGGCAGCUCCCCAAUCUGCUUUUUAACCUGGACUGUCUCAGCCCUGACAUCUGCUGGACCUGCUGUGAUGUUCACACAGGAGUGUGGGCUGUACCCACUGUUUAUUCCCCACCUUGCCCCCUGUGGGUGAGCCUUGCACCUGCUGCCAGAGCCGAAGCUCUCACAUUGUGAAGUCUGUGAAGACCAGCUCCAAGAAGCACUGUCCUAAUGAGAGCAGCUUUGCUCCCUGGCACUUACUGAACUGCAGAGCUGUGGGGAACAGAGCUCUGAAUGUGGCCUCAGGUAAGAGUCCAGUCCAGAAAACAUCAUUAGUGGCUUGUGCCAUGAGGAAAUGUUCCCUGGGAGGUUAAGAUAAGAGCUAAGUGGAAUUAUGAUAACACCAGCUGCCUUUAGUUGGGUACAUACUCUGUGCCAGGCACUAGGCUAAACCCUUUGAAUUCAUGACCUCUUUUAAUAACAGCCUAUUGGGAUAGAUAUUGGCCCUUUUUACAGUUGGAUAAUAUGAGGCCAGAGAGGGGAAAUGACCAGUUCAAAAUCACACAAGCUGAGCUGAGACCACUGACCCCAGAGCUCACGUUCUUACCACCUAGUAUCUCCUGUCUGGCAUGACUGGGCACAGAACUUCUUAAAGCUUAUGUGUCCCAGAGGCAGGGGGAAAUGGUGCAGGUUGGGGGCUCUAAGUCCCCUAUCUACCAUGGAUUAGUUGUAGAGAUGGACCUCCAAGAGACUGGAAAAAGCAGAUUUGACCCAAACUGACCCUUCUUCAGGAGGCAGAUUUCGGGGCGAGGGGUGGGCAAGCAGCCCCAAGGGUGCUACUGCAUCCUUUUCUCUGGCACUGUGUGGUGCGAGCCCCAGCAGCACAAGCUUUAAGAGCAAUGAAGCUAAGGCAGGGAAUUUGCAGGCUGAAGUAUGCGGAGAAGGAGGAUGGGGCAGACAAGCUUCCUGCCUUGCUCUGAUGUGGCUGGGAUAUUUGUGUUUUACAUGAGCCUCAGAUUUGUGUGCGUGUGCGUGCGCGCGUGUUCCAAAUGCUCUAGUUAUUGUUUUCUCCCCUAAACCUCUGAAGCCGAGACUGUGCCUGCUGCUUUCCUGAAUUGCUGAUGGGUCUCCAGCCCCAGUCAUGGAAUAGAUCCCAGGGGGUGAGUCAGAGUGUGCUGGAAGCUCAUAGCUGCUGGGCCAGGCCACAGUGGCAGAUCUAAAUAUUCACCAGCACCCUCUCCGAGCCUUUGUUUUUACCACAGUACCUGUAGCUCUACAGGUCCCCUUUUCUUCCUCUCUGCUAGAUACAUCUUUAUCAUUUCUAAUUCUCACUUUAAAGACCUCUGAGAAUACCCAAAGCCCCACUUGGCUGGGGUCACAUGAAUAAUUCUUUUACCUGCGCUCUCUUCCCAAGCGGUUAUAUUCAAAGAACCACUCCAGUCACUGGAAAAUGGGACCUCCCUGAGGGUCCAUCACUGAACCCAGGGCAGGACACAGGAAUAUGCAGAAAUUCAUGUCUGGGCUGCUGUUCCCGGUCCUUUUAAUCAGCAUGGCCGGAUUCCUCCAUUAGUUUUCAAGUGCCUGAAGGAGAGGCAGGCUGCCCAGGUGAAAGGGCGCUGGCCCCGGUGUAGAGGCCCCAGCUGCCCCUACUGUCCGCAGAAGUUGUGCUGACCAGGCGCAGAGGCCGGAACCUGUCGCCUGGGCCUGGUGCUCAGAGGCCUAAUCUAUACGGAGACCAAGGCCAUCCGGUUACUAACGCUUUACUAACGCUUCAGCAGUUCGGCUGGUGGGAUCGCUGAACGACUUCCCUAGGAAUCGUCUGCUCCGGUUAGGUCCUCCCAGUGCCAACUCCGCCCCGCUCCCGCGUUUCUCCCUCCUCCCCUCUCAUCCUCUAGGCCCCCCGCAGGGCUCCCCACCCCAACUCUCGCGCCUCAGCAACCCCUUCCCCUUUUUGUUCCUGCUGAUCCAGCGAGCCAGGCUUUCUCCUUCUCUGGUCUCUCUUCCUCCUCUCCCCCUUGAAUCCAGUCCUGGUUUCCCCGCCGCCAGCCUCCCCUUUCUCUCCUACUAGGCUAGCUCCCCGCCCCCGCCGCGCCCGUCGUCACCGCGGUGGUUUCAGCUCCUCGCUUACCCCGCUCCCAGCCACCCGGGGCUUGGCUCGCCCAGUCCGGUGGCUCCAGUCCGGAUCUCGCUGCUGCCCGACCCGGGUACGAGUACCAGCCGCUGGGGAGGAGGCGGCGGCUGGCCCCGGCUCCCCUCGGCCGCCUUGCCAGCCCGGGGUUGGCGGGGAGGGAGCAGCAGGGCAGCCCCCCCGGAGCCCCUCGGAGGACAAUGCACCCAGCGCUCGGCAACCCCCGCUCGGUCUCGUCCUCGUCCGGCUCCUUCCCACCGCCCCCUGCCGCUGCCCGGCUGCAGCCCCUCUUCCUCCGGGGGGGUUCCUCCCGCGGCCGGAGAGGCUCGGGCGACAGCAGCACCAGCACCAGCACCAGCCGGGGGGGAGGCGGCGGCAGACGCGGCGGGGGCGGCGGCGGCGGCGGCUCCCCCAGUAGCAGCACCGGCGCCGAGAGAGAGGACGACGACGAGAGCAUCAGCAUCAGCAAGCCGCUGGUGCCAGCCGGCCUCCCGGGACCCCCAGCUCAGGGGGGCGCCCCAGCCACCGACCCCGCGCCCGCCGCCUUCUCCUCCUCGGCCGCCACCUCCUCCUCCACCUCCACGCCCACCUCCUCCUGCAGCAUGACAACCGCGGACUUCGGCGGGGGCGCUGCGGCGGGGGCCGUCGGGGGCCCCGGGAGCCGCUCGGCCGGGGGCGCGGGCGGUACGGGGACCGGCAGCGGCACCUCCUGCUGUUCGUGUUGUUGCUGCUGUGGCCGCCCUGCCCGCUCGGGUCGCAGGGGUCGGCGCCGAGGCUGCGCCCCCAGCCCGGGGUGCCGCUGGGGCUACCAGGCGCUGUCCGUGGUGCUGCUGCUGGCACAGGGAGGUCUGCUGGACCUGUACCUCAUCGCCGUCACCGACCUGUACUGGUGCUCCUGGAUCGCCACCGACUUGGUGGUGGUGGUGGGCUGGGCUAUUUUCUUCGCCAAGAACAGCCGGGGCCGUCGGGGCGGCGCGGCCAGCGGCGCGCACAACCACCACCAGCACCACCACCACGCCGCGCCGCCUCUACAUCUACCCGCCGCUUCGGCCGCCUCCGCCGGGGCUGCCGCAGGGGCCAAGGCGCGCGGCGCCCGCGGGGGCGCAGGUGGCCCGGGAGCAGGCCCGGGCGCUGCCGGGGCCGCGGGCGAGUUCGCCUUCGCCUACCUGGCCUGGCUCAUCUACUCCAUCGCCUUUACGCCCAAGGUGGUGCUAAUCCUCGGCACGUCCAUCCUGGACCUCAUCGAGCUGCGCGCGCCAUUCGGCACCACGGGCUUCCGCCUCACCAUGGCGCUGUCCGUGCCCCUGCUCUACAGCCUGGUGCGGGCCAUCAGCGAGGCGGGCGCCACCCCUGGCUCGGCGGGACCCCUGCUUCUGCAGCCCCAGCAGCACCGAGCCGCCGGCUGCUUCCUGGGCACGUGUCUGGACCUGCUCGACAGCUUCACCUUGGUGGAGCUGAUGCUGGAAGGCCGCGUGCCGCUACCCGCGCACCUGCGCUACCUGCUCAUCGCCGUCUACUUCCUCACCCUCUCCUCGCCGGUGCUCUGGCUCUAUGAGCUCAACGCCGCAGCGGCAGCCUCAUCCUGGGGCCAGGCUUCCGGGCCGGGCAGCUGUAGCCGCCUUCUGCGCCUGCUGGGCGGUUGCCUGGUGGACGUGCCCUUGCUGGCGCUGCGCUGCCUCCUGGUGGUGAGCUACCAGCAGCCCCUCUCCAUCUUCAUGCUCAAGAACCUCUUCUUCCUUGGCUGCCGUGGCCUGGAAGCCCUAGAGGGCUGUUGGGACCGGGGGAGUCGGGCCUCCCCGACUCGGGGGAGAGGGGCCUACGGCGCUCCGCCCUCCGCCCCGCCACCGCCACCGCCACCACCACCACCUCAGGGACCCUCCCAGCUGGGCCACUGCAUCUCGGAGAACGAGGGGGGUACCCAUGGCUAUGUCAAUACCCUGGCCGUGGCCUCCCAGAAUUGAGGAGGGAUAAGGGAGAGGGGCUUGCUUUGGGGUUGAGAGACCCCAGCCCCUUGUCCUUUGAUCGUCUUUCACCCAGAUUUGAUCAGGGUCUAUUUGGAAGACGGAACUGUUAAUAGGGCUAAGGGCCAGUGUGUCCUUCUGCACCCCUUGGGUCAAGACUGCUUGGAGGGAGACCAGCAGCUAAUGGUGAAGGAGGAAGGUCCACCUACUAUUCUAUUUCCCUUUCUCCAUGCCCUACCCUAAUCUAGCCUCCAGGGGCCAGAUACCUCUGCUUCUUGCUUUUCCCACCGCCAUCCUAAUUCUUGUCCAUUGUCGGGGAGAAUGGUGAAAAGGGCGUGCCCAGACAGGGGUGCUGGGCCUGAAGCCUUCCCCCUGGCUUGGAAGUGCCAGAUUCUUAUAGGCUGUGGUUGGUGAUCAUUGUCCCACGCCUUGAAACGGAUCCAGAAUCCACUGUUCCCCUGAUGUGUCUAUUGGAUUUUUUUCCAGAUGGUAGAUGCCAAGUCUGUGUUUGUCUGUGUGUAUAGUAUAGUUUUCUUGUUUCCACACUGUGGCCCCUUGCAAUCAGUAGGAGAUCUGGGGAGGCCCUGUCCUUCCCACCACACAUACGACCACCCUCCUCAUUCCUACCUGAAUUUGUGGCCGUGAAUUCCCAGAAAGAGCUGGGCUCCUGGGAGCUGCCCAGUUGCUCUCCUCCAAGGGAGACGCUCACCCAGGAUCUUCCUCAAUUCUACUCCUCUCUUCUCAGCUUGUGGGAGGAGAGGGUCCAUACCCUAAGGACAAAACUGCACCCUUUCUUGGGUGAGUGAGCAUUUCUACCUCCGUGCUUUCAACUUUUGUUGCAUCAUGCACUGAUGCUGCUUGCAAAAAAAUAAAGGCAAAAUACUCAGAAGUUGCAUUUAACAUGGCCACUGGAUCCAGCUGGGGUUUGGUGCCAGUCUUAUUACAGGGUCUGUGGAGUAUCAGCCAUUGGCUUGCCCUCCCACUCUCUCUCCCUCUGCACCCAGAACUCUUAUCCUUCCCGACGUUUGUUGCUAACUGGGUCAGAUCUUGGCUUAGAACAACAGCCUUGGUGGGGUUCCUGAAAUGAUGUGAAGCUGGGGCUGCCAUUGGCUCAAGGAAAUCCAAUUCCACAUCUGUCCUUCCUCUGGGAAGGCUGGUGUGGUUCAGAAAAGGUGGUGAUGACCUUUGUCCUCUCCUCUGGUAAAGAGAAUUUCUAAGGAGAAGGCAGUCUGCAGAGGAAGUCUGGGUAAAUCCUCCCCCUGCCCUGCCUUCCUCUCUGGCAUUCUUGUUGAGAUUAAUGACAAGGGACACCCAGCGGUUGCCCACUUAUGGUCUCGAUGUGGGACAUCUCUCUUGGAAUUUUUGAGGGUGGAUAAGUAUUUUUCGGGGAGGUAAGAGUGUAGGAGGACUGUUGGCAGCAAGGCCAGGAAAUACUCACUGUCCUCCACCCCAGAAUAGGAUGGGGUGGGGGCAAAACUGUAAGAAUUUUUGUUUCCCCUCCCCCACCCCCUCGUAUGUUUUGUGGGUGUAAUACACUCUGGGCAAAGGACCAGAAGUCAUGAUUGUAGUUUUGACUGUCCCUCACUCGCUUUGAUGGCACAUUGCUUUUGCUUUCUGAGUCUCAGUGUUUUACUUGGAGCUCUUUUCUCCCAACUUCUUGGGGGUUUGUUGACAGAGACACAGAGGGACUGAUGUCUUGACCAGAGUCCUUCUGAGCCUCCCCUACUGUCACAGUGGGGAAUGAUGGAGGAAACAUGUUUACACUCAAUGUAUUAAUCUAUGCUCCCAGCCCCUUGCCCUCCGAGGUCCAAUAUUAUUAGUGGGUUGGAUUUUGCAACUAGUCUUUUUUUUCUGUCUCCCCACUCCCCCUUCUCCCCCCACCAUAGUCUUUCCCUUAGAAUUCCGUGUGCUCAAAGUCCUGGGCCCAGACUCUUCCCUGGGUCUCCAUCUCCUCUCUCCAGCUUUGCUCUCUCUGCUACCUAAUCUCAGUGGCUGUGAAUGGACUUUGUGUCUGAGCCAUGGCCAGCCCCUGGCUGGCCCCUGCCCCACUCCCUUUCUCCUGUUUGGAUGCUGGUCUCCCCCGCUGAGUGACUGACUAUAAAAUCUGAGUGCUGUUGAGUUUUCUGGUGGGAGGCUGUGAUAGGUUCCAAUGAGCUACCACUUCCCUAGGUACGCUGAGAGACUGAUGGCAACCCGGCCAGCUCUGGCAGAGGCUGGUCCUGCUCAGGCUCUGUCUGCCGGCCCCCCACUCACCCUUGGACAUUCUCUUUCAAACAUCUGGUGCGAGCACUUUGCGCUCAGGGGUCAAUCCCUUCCUUCCGGUGUUUUUCAUGAGUGCUUUUACUUUCUUUCCUUGCCCUACUCACAGUGAGACAUGACCCCGAUUUUUCCUUGCUUUCUAGGAGCAUCUGUAGUGGGGGGUGAAACUGGAGAUGUGUCCCCGGGGAGGUGCACUGUCUCCUGAGGCUCACGCCAGAAGUAUGGUUCACAGAAAAGUACCCUGGGUACAGAAUUCAGACCGUCUGCCUCUAAUGUGUGUGCCAGUAAGGCGUGCCCUUGACCUGAGCCUCUGACUCUACAGAUUGUAAAAGGGGGCUGGACCGGCCUCUCUCUAAAGGCUGUUCUGAUAUAACCUGGCCUGGUUCUGAGUCCAUGUGUUUUUGGGGGAAGAGAGCUGGCUGGAAGUUAGAGCCUGGAAGAAGGGAAGUUGCACCUCACUAGCGUUGAGCACGUUCCCCCUCCCCCCUUUUUCUUUUUAAAAAUAAAACCAGCC
Molecule: messenger RNA, 7341 nt
Organism: Enhydra lutris kenyoni (northern sea otter)
Lineage: Eukaryota; Metazoa; Chordata; Mammalia; Carnivora; Mustelidae
Product: transmembrane protein 121B
Source: RefSeq, a predicted model, not a curated record